AUGUAUUCUUUAAAAACCACACCCUCUCCACCAUCCUCUCCACCAUCAGCCUCAUCCUCUGCUUUUACAACCACAAAAAUUGAUAAACCUUCCCUGCCUCCUACCACACCAAGAAGGAAGUCCAUAGUAGUAUCCGAUGAAGUAAUAAUCAAUAGUAUUGUUACCGGUACCUCAUACAAACAAUCAUCAUCUGAUCAAAUCAAUGGAAAUCGUCCAUCGUAUUCUUCAAUAAAAAUAAAUCCUCAUACUAAAGAAAUUUUUGUUGAACCUUCUCUUGCUGAAGGUACUCCUCUAUUAAAAGUUUCCGCAAAGAAGAAAAAACAAAAGAUUUUUAGAAUCGAUGUAGGUCAAGGUCUCAACAUCGAAAAUAUCAAAGAGCUUCGGGUUGGUGAAGCAAUAAGAAGUUAUAGAGAACAAUUUAAGCUCAGUGUGGACUAUGAAUCACGAUGGUUCACUAUUGUUUAUAUUGAUUCAGGAAAAUAUAAAACACUUCAUCUUGUUGCUCCAACACCUAAAUUGUUUAAUACUUGGGUGGACAACUUGGAGAAACUUUAUUUGCACAGAAAAGAUUUAAUGGGUGGUUUGGGCCAUUUGAGAAAACGUCAGUCUGUUUGGUUAAAACAACAUUGGAAACAAGCGAAUAAAGAUGGCGAUUCAAAAUUAGGGUUUGAUGAGGUGGUUAGAUUGUGUCGUCAAUUAAAUAUUAACAUGUCAAAAGCAUCUUUAAGAAAACAAUUUGAUGUGACUAAUGAUAAUAGGAACGAUUGGCUGGAUUUUAGUGAUUUUAAAAGGUUUGUAAAAAUAAUCAAGAGAAGGACCGAAUUAGAAGAAUUAUUUACUAGAUUAGCAACAGCACGUGAAUCGGUUUUAACUUUAAUAGAAUUCAAGAAUUUCCUAAUAGAUUAUCAAAAGUGUAAUUUAAAGGAGUUAGAAUAUGAAAAUUUAUACUUAAAAUUUUGUAAUAAAAACACAAAAGAAAUGACAUUAGAGGGUUUUAGUAGUUUUAUGAUGUCAAGUGAUAAUCCUACAUUUUCAUCAGAACAUGCAAAAAUUUAUCAAGAUAUGGAUCAACCUUUAUCACAUUAUUUUGUAGAUUCCUCUCAUAAUACAUAUCUUCUUGGCCAUCAAUUAACAGGUGAAUCAUCCGUAGAAGGUUACAUACGCGUAUUACAAAGAGGAUGCAGAUGUGUUGAAAUUGAUUGUUGGGAUGGGCCUGACGGACCUGUAGUCACACAUGGUCGUACUUGGACAUCUAAAAUUUUAUUUCAAGAUGUCAUAUCAGUUAUUCGCACUUAUGCAUUUAAAGCUAGUCCUUAUCCACUCAUUUUAUCACUUGAAGUUCAUUGUUGUAUUGAACAACAAGGCCAAAUGGCCUUUAUACUAAAUAAUCUUUUAGGAGAAAGUUUGGUCACUAAAUUUCUAUACGAUGAUGAAACAACGUUACCAAGUCCUAAAAGCUUGAUGCAUAAAAUUCUAUUAAAGGGAAAAAAUCUUCCAUCAGAUGCUCCCGAUGAUUUUUUUGGUGAUUCUACUACUGAUACUGAAUCAGCUACCGAUAACGAAUCAGAUGUUGAACCAUCAAAAAAUGAUAAAAAACCAAAGGACAAACCAAAAAAGGAAAAAACUCGUGUUUCCAAAGCGCUUUCUGAUUUAAUAAUUUAUUGUUCAGCUACCAAAUUUAGAGGAUUUGAGUAUCAUCGUGAAAAUUCAUCAUACUAUCAUAUGUCAUCUUUUUCUGAGAAAGUUUCCACGCGUCUUUUAAAAUCAGAAAAAUUGGCAUUCAUUCGACACAACACAAAACAUCUAUCACGGAUUUAUCCUGCAGGUUUUCGAAUAAAUUCAUCAAAUUACGAACCACAUCAUCAAUGGAUAGUUGGUAGUCAAUUGGUUGCAUUGAAUUGGCAAACAUUUGACCUUGGAAUGCAGAUUAAUCAAGCUAUGUUCGCUGUGAACGGUAGGUGCGGAUAUGUUCUCAAAUCAGAUAGAUUACGUAAUCCAGAUUUAUGUUCAUCAUCGGAUCAACCAAAACCAAGAACCUUAUCAAUAGAGAUAAUUUCAGCUCAACAGCUUCCCAAACCAAAAGAAGCAACUAAAGGAGAAAUAAUUGAUCCGUUCGUUGAGGUUACGCUGUUAGUUCCAAAUUCUGAGGCCGUAAUAAAAAAAACUAAAACAAUAUCAGACAAUGGAUUUAAUCCAAUAUGGAAGGAGAAGUUAUCAUUUACAAUUGAAUGUGAAGAAAUUGGCCUGGUUUUUUUACGAUUUUGUGUUUUGGAUGAGGAUGUUAGAACGAACGAUUUCAUAGCAUAUUAUUGUACACCUUUAACUAGUUUACAAAUGGAUUAUGAAAAUUUAAAAAAAGAAUCGAAAAUGUUACAAGAAGAUUUUGAUGCUAAAGGGUUGAAAAAAGAAGAUUACUCUUUACUUAUAUUGGCAUUGCUUCGUAAAUUGGGAAUUCGUUUUUUUGAAAAUCCAGAUACUCAAAAAUUAAAAGUAAUAAUUGGAAAUGAUGAUAUCAAUGUCGCGAUAAUAGAUAAUGCAUCGGAUGAAUAUGAAGUUUCCAAUUAUUUAUGGAAUUUAGUAUUUGAACUAGAAGAGGAAGAAGAAAGAAAUAAACAUUUUUUAAUGUGA
Molecule: messenger RNA, 2628 nt
Organism: Entrophospora sp. SA101
Lineage: Eukaryota; Fungi; Glomeromycota; Glomeromycetes; Entrophosporales; Entrophosporaceae
Source: the annotation of a GenBank genome assembly